GGAGGUGGUCAGGGAGGUGGUCAGGGAGGUGGUCAGGGAGGUGGUCAGGGAGGUGGUCAGGGAGGUGGUGGAGGAGGAGGUGGUCAGGGAGGUGGUGGAGGUGGUGCAGGAGGUGGAGGGAAAGAACAAUGUAAGUAUAUGUAUUAUGGGACUCUGCAUUAUGCAUAGAACCUGCGUAAAAGAUCUGAUCGGCGAAAUAUUGAAAUGUUUAUGCGUGCAUCAAUUUAAUUCCAUGAGAUUGAAAACACUUUGUUUUGCCUUAACUAGCGGCGAUAGUAUACGAUAACAGGUGGGAUAAAGUCUUCAUAUCAGUAGCGUAGCAGACGAAAUAGAAGGGGUAGAGGGAUGCGUGACGUCAUCAAGAUAUCGUUGUACGCGUACUGCGAUCAGGGGCAUGAUGGGUUCAUAUGAAGGAUCAAAUGCUCAUAAAAGUUAUCAAAAGCGACAAUCCAUUCCAAAAAGUUGGUUGACGAAGUCGACCAAUUGACGUAAUUUAUCAGUGGCGAAGCCAGUCCGACAAUUUGGUCUGCUAUGCAGAUAUUUCCGUGUUCAUAGACCGUGAAAACAAUCAAUUUCUAAAGAAAUGAAUAUUAAAUGAUAAUGAUUUAAAAUUUGCAUAGCAUAUCUAAAUUGUCGGGCUGGCUUUUGCCACUGCCGCCCCCCCCCCCACCCGCAGGAUUGACGCCCUUGCCAGUUGUCCUACAAAUGGUCAUGAUGACAUUCAAUUCUCUUCAGCACAAGGUGAAUUUGAACAAGAAAGUUUGGAUGCUCACAACAAGUAUCGAGCAAUCCACAACGUUGCCGCGAUGAGACUUAACAAGGAUAUGAAUGCACAGGCUGCCAAAUGGGCUCAAUACUUGACGACGUUAGGAAAAAUGAAACAUGCUGAUAUCAAGGAAAAGAAUGGGAAUGGCGAAAAUAUCUAUUACAGUUGUGGUUUGGCUGUUACUGGUGGUGAUGUUACCACUGCAUGGUUAGUGAGGGGGAACCAUUGUAUCCCCGCUCUUCAACAUAAAAAAGCACCUUAAUUAAAUCAUGUCUGCCGUUCCAAACCUUGUUUUGUAUUAAUCGAGGUUUUCAAAGUUGUAUUAUUUUAGUAAUUUUCCGCUCCUCCUAAACAUCGGGAAUGAGAGUUUACAUCCGGGCAACGAGAUUUUAGCCAAUCGGAGAGCGUUAUUUGCCCCCAUUAGGAGUUCAAAGCUUCAAUUUGUACCUCGAUUUUUCCCACAAUGCCCACUGUUCUGUUAUAAUCACUAUGUACACGAAGUCAAUAAUGGCGGCCAUAUUAAGGUGUAGCGUAUAAAAUGUUUGCCAACGCCGCAGAGGCACUUGCUUGAUACUUAGGUAUAGGUUAAACAUCUCGGACGUCUGCAUUAAACCAGAUAAAUUCAAUAUUUUUGUGUAAAUUCGCCGAGUGCAAAGUCAUUUUGACCGAGGUUGUGACUUUUCUUUGUUAUUUUUACACUUAUGUAUGUUACAUUGAAAGGAAAGGGAGUGACGAGAAGACCACACACAGGGGCGUAGGAACCGGGGGGGCACCGGGGCCACGUGCCCCCCCCCCCCAAGUUUUUCACAGGACAAAAAGUGCCCUUUUUUGGACAAGCUAAUGUCGCUGUAAAUACUAAAUUAACAUCAAAGGUGCCCUUUUUGUUUCGUAAAUUCGAUGUUUUUUAAAAAAAUUUGGUAAAAAACGUGCAAUUUCGGUAUAGUAUGAUGGGAAAAUCCCCCUCCCACGUCGCGAACGUUUCCGGGAAAAAUUUUUUAGGUGCCCUUUUCAAUGUCUAAACGUGCCUUUGAAGCCGGUGCCCCCCCUUAAUGCUUGCUACGCCCCUGACCACACACAGGAAGUCAAAGACUGAGACUGGAACAAUCAGGAUAUGCAUAUCACAGUAUUCGGCUGUUCGAUCAUUAUUUGUUUUUCACGUUGCCAUGGAAUUCUUGAGAAACCGGUCUUGGUCACAUUUAGGACAACUACUGAUUAAUUUUUUAAUAAAACAACGGAAAAUAUAAACUUUAGUGUUUUUUAUAAGUCAGCCAUCUUGGUUCCUCCCCGAAUGAUGUUUUCCACCCCCCGCAGAGCUACACUGCUUCCCCUAGCGUAAAGAUUUGUGACACACGUAUAGCCACAAUAGAACUGUCUAUUAAAUAAUGUUUGUACCAUCAUAUUUUGUCUUCUGUGUACAACGAAACUGAUGACAAAGGUACAUUUAAGGGAAUAUAUUUUCUAAUCUAAAGUGAAUCAACUGUGCGGAAACUAAUUGCAACUUCUUGCACAUUGAAAUCGUACGUGAUUGAACUGUUGAAUAAUUUGAUAUUGUUGAAGGGAUUUGUAGAUGGAAAACUGACGCGCACAAAUUUUCGCCUAGUGGCAUGGAAAAUUGGCUUAACCAGGAGCAGUUGCGAAAAAUGCAACCAACUGCCCUCUGGCAGGAAUUCUUAUUGAACCUGCAACCCUGCGAUUCCGGUGCAGCGCCCUAACCAACUGAGCUACAGAGAGACAGUCGUUGAGCUCUAACCACAAGUUCAUGUAUAAAUAUUAAGGUGACGCCAAUGUAUGGUCCAUGUAUGAUUACCGAUUUAUAGACCGUGAUAAAAUACAAAUUCCGCAUGUCGCUAAUUAAUAUUUCUUUUCUCAAAAUUGUUGGCGAAGAAGGGGGGAGGGGGGGGGAAGGUGAAAAAAAAUUCCGGAUAUAUCAUACCAUUUCGAGUUAAUUACCGUGAUUUGUUACAUUUUUCGGUAAAUGUUUUCAUUAAUUUAUCAAAAUGUUUGCUAUAACUAUUAAUUUUUAAUCGGAACCUUUCGUUCACUACGAAAACAAUUCGAUAAAUUCGUUAUUUGGCCGACAAGAUGUUUUCAUUGGGGGCCGGGAUGUCACACCCCACACACCCGCCUUAUAGCGACGGCCCUGCUCCGCACCUUUUAUAUAUUUUAAAAUGCAGUGAAGCAAAGUUAUUACUAUCAUAUAAAACAAAGAAAAGUAAAUUUUGUCCCCAUAUUUACUCAUAAUUUGGUAACCACUACAGAGAAGCAGAUGAAUUUACAGAAAAUUACAACAGAUUACACGGGAGGGAAAGUUAGUCGGUUCUUGUAUUUUGGCUGUAACAUGACUGGAUGUAACAGGCAAAUAUUAAAUAGAAACUACAUUUCUGAAAAAAAAAUCAAAGACUUUGGGUAUCUCAUUAGAAAUACUUGUUGAAGAUAUUCGUAGAUGAAAAUUUCGAGUGGAAUUUUUAUACACUUAUUAGACGUAUCCUAAAAAAUGCAACCAUCGGCCAUCUGAUAUGCAUAUUCUAAAUCUUUAAGCUACAUGUUACAGUUCAACUGCAAUUUUAUGCCGACGCAGAUGGAGUCUUUUGGAUACGUUGUGGCAACUCCAAGUUGGCGUAUUGCUUAUUUGUUGGUCUUUCUUUUGUGUAGGUAUGCAGAAGUGUGUGACUAUGAUUUUAAUUCCGGAAAAUCUUUCAAUGGCAAAGUCGUUGGUCAUUUCACUCAAGUUGUUUGGAAAACAAGUUUGGAACUUGGCAUAGGCAAGGCUACGAAAGGUCGCUGUACCUAUGUGGUAGGACGUUAUAAACCGGCUGGAAAUUGGAGAGGAAAGGAACCGCAAAAUGUUUUAAAGGGAACUUAUGAUAAAUCGUUCUGUAAAAAUCCCAAAUGGGUGCCUGGUGAUGGUGGUACAGCUGCAGGCGGCCAGGGUGGUGGUGGAGGUGGUGAAGGUUUUGGAGGUGGAGGUGGUCAGGAAGGUGGUGGAGGUGGUGAAGGAGGUGGAGGUUUUGGAGGUGGUCAGGGAGGUGGUGGAGGUGGUGAAGGAGGUGGAGGUGGUGGCGGUUUUGGAGGUGGAGGUGGUCAGGGAGGUGGUGACGGAGGCGGAGGAGGUGGUGGAGGGAAAGAAGAAUGUAAGUAUAUGUAUUAUUGGGCUCUGACUUACGCAUAUAACUUGCGUAAGAUAUCUGAUCAGCGAAAUCUUGAAAUAUUCAUACGUUCAUUAAUUCAAUUGGGAUUGAAAGCACUUUAUUUUGCCUUAACUAGCGGCGAUACGAUGACAGGUGGGAUAAAGUCCUCAUUGGAGGGAUGCGUGACGUCAUCAAGAUAUCGCUGAGCGUAAAAGAAAAGGCGUGCUCCCCAGGAAAAUUUUGAAAUGUCAGGCAUCUCAGAACCUCGGGAAGGCAAUCAAAUUUGCUAGCUGAAUGAGAUUUUCAAGAUUUUCAAAAAAUAUAGUUUUUAAAAAACUUUUUAAAAAAGUUUUAAAAGAGUUUUAAAAAGCAAAAAAAGUUUAAAAAGUUAGAUUUUCAAAAAAGUUAAAAAAGUUAAAAAAGUUAGGGUUAGGGGUUAGUGGUUAGGGUUGGGUUAUAGGGGGGAAUGUCCCUUUGUUCUCCCCCCGUGGCUAGCCACAGCUUUGCUUAAUAUGAAAAAUUUCAUCUCACUUCACUUACAUCUCUAGACUUGCUCCAAGUCUCUCUUUCAUUGUCAUAUAGUAUCGAUCCACUAUAGGUGUCGUGUAAUGUACACUAUAGUGGAUCGAUACUAUAUGACAAUGAAAGAGAGAUUUGGAGCAAGUCUACUUACAUCUCAUGCACCUGGCACAAGGUGGGAUCUCACCUAGCCGGGCCAAUGAACUCAAUCUAUUUUAAUUUUCCUGAUACGAUAACACUUGGUCAUUUGGCAGUUAAAAAGCACUCCACGCCAUUUCCACGCCCAAUUUCGUUCCCCGAGCCGGUGAUCCUCGGAAAGGAACGUGAGGCUCUGGGAUAAUCCGUUGCCGGAAGCCAGGAAUCCUGGCUAAGACCGAACUGCGCAUUCGAAAGCAACGGCCAAUCAGAUUCCUCCCUGAAACGGAUUAUCCCAGAGCCUCACGUUCCUUCCCGAGGAUCUCAGGCUCGGUGAACGAGAUUGUUCCACGCCAUAUAGUACGUCAGUUUCAGUCCCUUUAUACGCCAUCACCGCGCGGUCUAUCACGAAUUAGCGCGCGUCAGAACUCCGGUGUUAACAUGAAGUGGUGUUGACAUUGGCUUCAGGGGCGAAACUAGCCCUUUUAAUUCGGGGGGGGGGGGUGUCUGCCAGAAUUGCCAAAAAAUUGUUUUCCGGAAAUUUAAAAAAAGGUCGAAAUUCAAAAGGGCAUUCUCUUUAAGCACAAGGUGAAUUUGAACAAGAAAGUUUGGAUGCUCACAACAAGUAUCGAGCAAUCCACAACGUUGCCGCGAUGAGACUUAACAAGGAUAUGAAUGCACAGGCUGCCAAAUGGGCUCAAUACUUGACGACGUUAGGAAAAAUGAAACAUGCUGAUAUCAAGGAAAGGAAUGGGAAUGGCGAAAAUAUUUACUACAGUUGUGGUUUGGCUGUUACUGGUGGUGAUGUUACCACUGCAUGGUUAGUGAAGGGGGAAGCAUUGUAUCCCCGCUCUUCAACAUAAAAAAGCACCUUAAAACAUAUCUGCCGUUCCAAACCUUGUUUUGUAUUAAUCGGGGUUUUCAAGGUUGUAUUAUUUUAGUAAUUUUCCACUCCUCCUAAACAUCGGGGAUGAGAGUUUACAUCCGGGCAACAAGAUUUUAGCCAAUCGGAGAGCGUUAUUUGCCCCCAUUAGGAGUUCGAAGCUUCAAUUUGUCCCUCGAUUUUUCCCGCAAUACCCAUUCUAUUCUGUUAUAAUCUUUAUUUACAUGAAGUCAAUAAUGGCGGCCAUAUUAAGGUGUAGCAUAUAAAAUGUUUUUCAAGUUACACAGGCCGCAGAGGCACUUGCUUGAUACCUAAGUAUAGGUUAAACAUCUCGAUCGUCUAGAUCUGCUUACCCUGGAUUCCAGAGCCUUCAGUAAAUAAUAAAUUGAAACGUCGUGAAGGCUCUGGUUCAACGGGAGGAUUCUUUGAUUAAACCGCGCCAAUCACAAACCACUAAUUCUGUUUUGUGAUUGGCGCGGUUUAAUCAAGACUUUGGGUAUCUCAUUAGAAAUACUUGUUGAAGAUAUUCGUAGAUGAAAAUUUCGAGUGGAAUUUUUAUACACUUCUUAGACCUAACCUAAAAAUGCAACCAUCGGCCAUCUGAUGUGCAUAUUCUAAAUCUUUCAGCUACAUGUUACAGUUCAACUGCAAUUUAUGCCGACGCAGAUGGAGUCUUUUGGAUACGUUGUGGCAACUCCAAGUUGGCGUAUUGCUUAUUUGUUGGUCUUUCUUUUGUGUAGGUAUGCAGAAGUGUGUGACUAUGAUUUUAAUUCCGGAAAAUCUUUCAAUGGCAAAGUCGUUGGUCAUUUCACUCAAGUUGUUUGGAAAACAAGUUUGGAACUUGGCAUAGGCAAGGCUACGAAAGGUCGCUGUACCUAUGUGGUAGGACGUUAUAAACCGGCUGGAAAUUGGAGAGGAAAGGCACCUGAAAAUGUUUUAAAGGGAACGUAUGAUAAAUCGUUCUGUAAAAAUCCCAAAUGGGUGCCUGGUGGUGGUGGUGUAGCUAGAAGCGGCCAGGGUGGUGGUGAAGGUCAGGGAGGUGGGGGUGAGGGAGGUGGAGUAGGUGGGAGAGGUAGAGGUGGGGGAGGUAGAGGUGAGGGAGGUGGAGGAGGUAUGGCUGAAGGAGGUGGGGGAGGUAGGGGUGGGGGAGGUAGGGGUGGAAGUCAAGGGGGCGCUGGUAUGGGUGGAAAUCAGGGGGGUGGUUCAAGUUGGAGCACAAAAUGGGGAGGAAAUCAAGGUGGUGGUGGUGGUAACAGCUGGAGUACGAAAUGGGGAGGUGGUAAAGGUAAUGGCGGAGGUGGGGGCAGCAACUGGAGCACAAAAUGGGGAGGUGUGGGUGGCGGAAAUAACUGGAAUGGCAAUUGGGGAGGGGGUGGGUCCCAAGCAUCACAAAAGUACGAAGAUAAGCCAUAA
Paramuricea clavata is the source of this 6844-nucleotide messenger RNA. Lineage: Eukaryota; Metazoa; Cnidaria; Anthozoa; Malacalcyonacea; Plexauridae. The record is from the annotation of a GenBank genome assembly.